CUCCAAGGUUCUGGUGGAAUGAGUGGGCUUCCAUUAAUCUUUCAAAAGCGCCUAAAGCCAACUGGCGCUCAUUAUACAUAAUGUAAUAGCUCAUCAUAUUGCCCAUCUGCUAAAAAUUGUAUUUCACACUGCACUUUGGAUUUUUACUCUCAACCAGUGUGAGACCGACGAGGUCUCGGGGGAACAACAAAUCAUCGAAUGCAAAAAAAAAAAAAAAGUAACGCUCGUGUCCUGUUGUUUUCGUCCAAGUCACAUGGUCAGCCGUCCUUGACUGCAGCGUGAGCGGCUUGUUUGCAUAACAAGUAAUGAUUACAUCGGGGUUGCGCUCCUCCUAUGACUCAGUGCUUUUGCAGAUCCUGCAGCCUGGCUGACACUCAUCCACCUUCAAGCAACAUAAUGAAGGCGUUUUACGCAGUUAUCGUCUACCUGGCCUAUUUCGGCCAUACUGCUUCAGGGUGCCCCUCGCUUUGCAAAUGCUACCCGAGAAGAGCCGAGGUGGUCUGCAAUGAGGUUCCCAUGACUGUAUUCCCCUCCGAAGGCCUUCCCAAAAACACCAGCAUCCUCACUAUCCAGUUCACCAAUAUCUCAUCCAUCUCCGAGCAGGAUCUUAACGCGGUCCCUCAGUUGAAGCAGCUGCACCUGUUCAGCAACCACCUGAAGAACCUUUCCUCGCACCUCCUUAGAGGCCUGCCUCUCCUCACGACUUUGGACCUCACCGGCAACAAGCUGAGUGACUUGCCCGCCGAUGUCUUCAGUCACGCUCCGCUUGAAAUCCUGGUGCUCAAGAACAAUCUGAUUGAGAAAGCUGAGUCCACGUGGUUUCCGGAUAACUCCAACCUGACCUGGUUGGACGUCUCCGGGAAUCGUUUGACAAAUAUCUCAGCAGGUUUUCUCCAAAAAUUGCCGCAUCUGGAAAACCUUGAACUUUCCAAUAACCGUCUGGUGAAGUUCUCAGCAAAUUCUCUGGAUCAACUCACCAAACUUGAUCGCCUGAAUCUGCGCAACAACAAACUGGAUAGUCUGGCGCCGUCUUUGCUCGAUAACACCCGCAACCUCACCUACUUGUUCCUCUCCAAGAACAAGCUCAGUCAUGUUCCCCAGAACUUUUUUCAGGAGCUCACUCAGCUCAAACAUCUCAGUCUGGAUGACAACCAGCUUAGCAGCAUCCCUCCAGGUCUGCUCGACAAUUUGAACGCCCUGGAGGACGAAGGGCUGGACCUGUCCGCCAACCCGUGGGUUUGCGACGGGAAGAUAGAGUACCUCCUCGGAUGGCUCCAAAAGAACCAGAAGAAAAUGUUCCUUCCGGAGACCAUCAUUUGUUCUGCUCCUCAGUCUCUCAAGAGUCGCACGGUGAUGUCGCUCACAGAGACUGAACUGAAAAUCUGAGUCAAGGUUUUUUUCUUCCCCAAUGCCUACAGGAUGAUAUAGCAAAAUUUAGACAAAAGUAGUUACUGCCGCCUGGGUUCAGUGAAAGGUGCUAGAAGAUGUAGGAAAUACGUAAAAAAAAAACUAAAA
Syngnathus typhle (broad-nosed pipefish) is the source of this 1515-nucleotide messenger RNA. RefSeq names its product phospholipase A2 inhibitor beta-like. The transcript is spliced from 2 exons. Gene Ontology annotation, cellular component: plasma membrane. The coding region runs from base 334 to 1386 and encodes 350 amino acids. Lineage: Eukaryota; Metazoa; Chordata; Actinopteri; Syngnathiformes; Syngnathidae. The record is from RefSeq and is a predicted model, not a curated record. Gene Ontology annotation, molecular function: protein binding.